AUGUUGGGAACUCUUCGAGAUGCACUUGCCAACGUUCAAAAUGAGAUUGCUAUCGGAGUAGAGAGGAUUCGUAGUAAUGUGGCGCCAUCAGCUCUGACGAUUCAACAAAAAUGCGUAGAAGAAGCUGUUGACGACAUCAUCAAAACUACUGCUGGGGGAGAGCUAUUGCUCAAAUUCCAAUGUAAUUUGCAAGAGAUGCGCGAAAAAGCUGAUGAGGGAGCACGACUAGCUAACUUGUGCAGUACUCGUAUGGGCAGAGCACAACAAAUGUGCAAAGAACGAGCGGAUGCUGUGCUUUCGAUUGACUCAUUUUUGCGUAAUCCAUAUGAUAUUGACAAACAACUUCGUGAUUUACACAAACAAGUGGAUAAAUUACAGCGGUUUUGCAACCAGACGGAACAAGCGUUGACUCAUUUAGAAGGUCUCCAGAUUGUUGCUCAAACGGAAGAAGAGGUUGAACUCAUUCGUCAACAGGCACGAACUGCGUCUACGAUAAUCAUUAUGGACUCAGGACCAGCAACUAUUUUAACAGCUCCAACAAGGCCUGACGAUGAAGUAAAACAGAAACAGGAAGAAGUAAUGUUGGAAGAAUUUUUAUCCACACAGAGCUAA
This is a messenger RNA of Auanema sp. JU1783, 612 nucleotides long. The record is from the annotation of a GenBank genome assembly. NCBI's taxonomy places the organism in Eukaryota, Metazoa, Nematoda, Chromadorea, Rhabditida, Rhabditidae.